Molecule: messenger RNA, 2803 nt
Organism: Vespa crabro (European hornet)
Lineage: Eukaryota; Metazoa; Arthropoda; Insecta; Hymenoptera; Vespidae
Gene: gb
Product: Y+L amino acid transporter 2
Exons: 11
Coding region: 177-1676 (499 amino acids)
Biological process (GO): amino acid transmembrane transport
Cellular component (GO): membrane
Molecular function (GO): L-amino acid transmembrane transporter activity
Source: RefSeq, a predicted model, not a curated record
GAAUGCAUUAAAUAAGACUACGUUAUAAACUGUUUAAUUCCGUUGUAGUAGUUUUCCACUCGUUUGAGAAAGCAAUAUUCGCGAAUAUUCCUAAGUGUCUGAUGUAUUAGUUAUUAUCAAGCUCUAUGUUUUGUCCUAUGUUUGGAUGCUUUAAUGCCAUUGAUACGUGAAAUAAAAUGACAACUGGUAUAUUUGACAAUUCACCAAGAGAGAUGCAGUUGAUUAAUUCUGUAGACGAUACAGAUGCCAAAGAGGAAUAUAAUAAUGUUGAAAAAAUAAGACUGAGAAAAGAAUUGGGACUAUUGGAAGGUGUUGCCAUUAUUUUAGGAAUCAUAUUUGGCUCGGGCAUAUUUGUAUCCCCGAAAGGUGUAAUACAAGAGGUCGGAAGCGUAGGAGUUUCCUUGAUUAUAUGGGUAUUAUGUGGACUAUUGUCUAUGAUAGGAGCAUUGUGUUAUGCCGAAUUAGGCACAAGUAUACCGCGCAGCGGCGGAGAUUAUGCUUACAUUCAUGAAGCCUUUGGUGCUUUGCCAUCAUUUUUGUAUCUAUGGGCUGCCAAUCUAAUUUUUGUGCCUACAACCAACGCUAUAAUGGCAUUAACCUUCGCGCAAUAUGUUCUACAACCAUUCUUUCCAAAUUGUUCUACGCCGGACAAUGGUAUAAGAUUAAUUGCAGCUGUAACUAUAUGUUUCUUGACAUUCGUCAAUUGUUAUGAUGUAAAAGAAACAACAAAGAUGCAGAAUAUAUUUAUGUUUGCCAAAAUUGCCGCUUUAGUGAUUAUUAUUAUAGCUGGAAUAUCGUGGCUGUGUAUGGGACAUACAGAAAACUUUGAGAAUGCUUUUGAAAAUACAAAUACAGAUCCUGGAAAAAUUGCAGUGGCCUUUUAUUCUGGAAUAUUUUCAUACUCUGGAUGGAACUAUUUAAACUUUAUGACUGAAGAAUUGAAAAAUCCUUAUGUAAAUUUACCACGCGCAAUUUACAUAUCACUGCCUUUAGUCACAUUAAUCUACGUACUAGCCAAUGUUGCCUAUUUGUCAGUUUUGACGCCGACCGCGAUGAUUGCUUCGGAUGCGAUUGCAGUAACGCUUGGAGAUCAACUUCUUGGAGUUAUGGCAUGGGUUAUACCUGUUAUGGUUGCUAUUUCCGCAUUUGGAGGAUUAAGCGUUCACAUUAUGACUUCUUCCAGAAUGUGUUUUGUUGGUGCCAGAAAUGGACAUUUUCCAUCUAUGCUUAGUCAUAUCAAUGUAUCAAGAUUUACUCCUACACCUGCUUUAGUAUUCCUGUGUAUAUUGUCAUUAAUAAUGUUAUGUACGAGUGACAUAUUUGUAUUGAUAACAUAUUGUAGCAUAGUGGAAUCUUUCUUCAUUAUGUUAUCAGUAGCUGGUAUUUUAUGGCUCCGAUAUAAAAAACCUAAUAUGAUCAGGCCGAUAAAGGUUCCUUUAUGGAUUCCUAUAACGUUUGUAGCAUUAUGUGCAUUUCUGGUAUUGGUGCCCUGUUACGAAAGACCUUACGAAGUUGGUAUGGGUAUUUUAAUAACAUCCUCCGGUAUUCCUGCUUACUUCAUGGGCGUUACAUGGCAAAAUAAACCAAUUUGGUUUCAAAAAAUUAAUGUCAAAGCCACGCAUAUCAUACAAAAAUUAUUUCUAUCGGCGAGAGAGGAGGCAGAAGAUAUGGAAUAAGGAAGUCGUGUUCACUUUGGUAAAUGAAAGAAGAAGAUACUCAAGGUAUAUAAAAAUGGUCCUUGAUUUUUGGCAGCUUUUUUUCCUUCUUUUCUUUUCACCUUCAGUCGGUCGUAUUAGAUCUCAAACAUUAAAGCGAAUAAGUGAUGAUGAACAAAAAGAGACAUCGUACAGUUUUUUCUUAAUAGUUUACGAUUGCAAUAAAAAAUUUGCGAAAGGUCAAGCUGUACGCUUAUUUCAUAAUAUUGAUGAGUAGAUCUGAAUUUCAAUUUUUUUUCUUUCUUUCAUUCUUUUUUUUUUUUUUUUUUUUUCUUUCUUUUUUUCUUAUUUUUCUUAUUUUUUUUAUAUGCUUUUAUAUGUAUUUUUAAAUGAUAUCGCUUGUGUGUCAUUAAUAUUUAACUUGAUUUGUCUCGAAUAAUAAUGAUCUUUUGAUGCAGCAUAUAACGAAAAGAAACAAUUACUUUUGAGACUGAAUUUCUGUUUUCUAUAAACAUUAUACUUUCUCAACAUGAUUAUUCAAUAGAUGUUUAAAUAAAAAAAAAUUUUGUACAAUGGAUAUACAUAUAUUUCUGUAAUAUAUUAUUCCGUACGUAUGUAUAAACAUUACGUAUUAUUAAUGUGUUAUAUUUUCUAUCCUUUAAACGAGUAUAGUAUUGCUUUUACGUAUACCAUAGUUAUUAACAUAAAAAGGAUUUUAUUAAAUUCUACUAACAAUAUUUAUGAUUGUACUUACGUAGAUUGUACGUAAUAAGAUAAAAUACGACCGCUUUUAUAGUUCACAGAUUUAAUAAUUACAUCGCAAAGGUAUAAGAAUGUUCAUUAAAUACAUACGUUUAAUUAUUAUUGUAUCUACUAUUUAAUUUAUUGCUCGUUGAGGAUUAAAAAUUUGACAGCUUUUUAUACUAUUUAAGAUGUGGUUAUCUUCACUGUGAUAAGAAUAAUAAAGUAUUUUAUAAUCGUACCAAAAUAAUUUUCAAUCCAAAGGGACUUGUGUAAGUUGAGAUUAUGAAUUAAUAUUUUAUUAUAAUUUUAUUGUAAUAUAUACAUAUACAUACAAGUGUAUAUGUACACAUACACACACACACACACACACACACACAGCAGACACACAUGUAUAUAUAUAUAUA